CUGAUACAUUCAGCAUUUCAUGAUAAUCAUGUUAACAGGAAAGAAACACUCUGAAUCUACUAACAGCAGAGAAGAUGACUGAAGAAGAGAGAAGAAUGAAGAUCAUCUGGACUUUCACUCUGCUGAUGAUUCCUGAUUUCGUGAGCUCCAUUGAUGUGGAAGGAUAUUCAGAUGGUGAAGUCAACAUCACAUGCAGAUAUGUGAAGGAAUAUACCCAAAACACAAAGUAUUUCUGUAGAGGAAAGAAGCCAGAUAAAGAUAAGAGUAGGUGGUGCACUGAACUCAUCAGAACUGAAGAGAAAGAUAAAUGGGUUGAUUCUGGAAGAUUCUCUCUGUUUGACGACACAAGAGCAGCAGUUUUCACUGUGACCUUCAGAAAUCUGAGUGAACUGGAUUCUGGGACGUACCAGUGUGCAGUUGAUAGAACUAAAGGAAAAGAUUCAUACACUGAAGUGAAGAUGAACGUUAGAAAAGAGAGAGAUGAACACUAAACAACAUCAUCUUCUCUCUCAUCAGUUAAACCUCCACUGAUCACAUCUCCAUCUCCUGUAACAGGUACACACACCCUCUGAACUAGACUCGCUCAUGUCUAUCUGUUAUUAUGAUGAUGGUGAAUCUCUGG
This is a messenger RNA of Carassius carassius (crucian carp), 622 nucleotides long. RefSeq names its product CMRF35-like molecule 7. The record is from RefSeq and is a predicted model, not a curated record. The coding region runs from base 75 to 491 and encodes 138 amino acids. The transcript is spliced from 3 exons. NCBI's taxonomy places the organism in Eukaryota, Metazoa, Chordata, Actinopteri, Cypriniformes, Cyprinidae.